CUCAGUGCGAGCGGGCGGGGAGUAACUUUGUUCUCAACUUGUGUGAUCGGAGAAGGGAUUGUGUCUGGAGAGGGAGAGGCCGCUGGAGAUAUCGGGGCUCCGGGAGCACCCCCGGACUGCUGCGGGUGGGGUGCGGGGUGCAUGGUGGCGCGCAGCCCCCUCGCUGGAUUAUUGUGUGGACGGGAGCGCAGCCUGCGGAGGAGCGGUGACAGGAGAUUUGACUCGGUUUCUUCAUCUUCAUUUUCGGUGUUCUUUCCUGUUUCCUGGAGUAUACAGAAUUUGAGAAAAAAAUAAAGCCUUCUGCAAGCGGAGUCUGGUAAUGGGUCUUCAUGCCGAAGCUUGAGAUGCUAAUGCCGGAGCUUGAGAUGCUAUGCACAUAUCGAAGAGAACAUCCAGAAACACAAUGCUAUAGCAGGUUUACUUCCAGAAAAGCUUGGGAUUGAUGUAAUGAUGUUGCACGAACCAUCUUUGACGGGAUACUAAGCUGCACAGAGUUGCAAAGAGAAAAUGGGUCGUCUCAGAUUCUUCAUAAAUUAGCGACAAGUCAUUAAACAUUUUAUUUUUAUUUUUUAUUAUAAAAAUAUUUUUCUAACUUGGCAGAUCUCAUGAAACCAGUGUGUUCUCUGGAGUAUUCUCUCCAGGAGAACAUUAUCCUUUCAAAGAAUAAAGAUGGACACGUUUUACUCUGGAAUUUUCUAAAGUUGAGUACUUCUUCAGAUCAUGACAAGUUUGAAAAGGUCCCAGACUGAAAGGUCCGUUGCAAGUGGGACUCAAUCAUCUGUACCAGAUGGACCACCAAAGGCUCGUUCUGAUGAUUUUUAUAUGAGACGUUUUAGGUCACAGAAUGGUAGUUUAGGUUCUUCCGCCAUGUCUCCCGUAGGACCACCACGCAGUGAGAGCUCCCACCACAUAUCCUCUACACCAGGUGUACCUAAAAUGGGUGUUAGAGCACGUAUUGCAGACUGGCCUCCGAGGAAAGAAAAUGUGAAAGAAAUUAGUAGAACUAGUCAGGAUAUUGAGACAAGCAGCAUAGAAACCAUGUCUGUUAAGAGUAGUCCUAGUAGUCAAGUUAGUACGUCUAGUAUGAAUUCUAGCGACUCUGUUAUGCUAAAAAGUAUUCAGAACACACUUAAGAAUAAAACAAGACAGGCGGAAAGUUUAGACUCAAGGUUUCUGUCUCCUGAAGGUUACUCCAGCGGUAGCUCCCCUAGGAAAGUUCACCGCAGAAUAAGGCAACGGAGCAACAGUGAUAUUACAAUAAGUGAAUUUGAUAUGGAUAAUUUUGAAGAGUGUAUGUCACCAACCUUUAAAACUGGUCCAUCACUCCACAGGGAAUAUGGCAGCACCUCCUCAAUAGACAAACAGGGAACAUCAAGUGACAGCUUCUUUGAUAUAAUAAAGGGAUAUAAAAACGAGAGAGCUGAUCAUCGUGGUCAUGGGCCAUCAAAGUUGAGUGAACUAUUACUGAGCAGUGGCAGUAGGGGCUCUGGAUUCUCUCUAGAUGUUAUAGAUGGUCAGAGAGAUGGGCAUAGGGCCUUCAAAGACAGGGACAAGCCACUAAAAAGACGUUCCAAAUCUGAAACAGGAGAUUCUUCAAUUUUCCGUAAGCUUCGAAAUGCAAAAGGGGAAGGAGAGCUUGGAAAAGCUGGGGACAUUGAGGACAGUCGCUCUGAUGACAGUAUCAAACCAUGGACAUGCCCUAAAUGUUUUGCUCAUUACGAUGUUCAGAGCGUCCUGUUCGAUUUGAAUGAAGUUGUUAUCAACCGGCAUAAUGUCAUCAAACGACGAAACACCACCACCGGAGCUUCAGCUGCCGCAGCCGCCUCUCUGUCUGCUGGACCAUUAUCGCACUCCUCCAGCUUCAAUUCUCCUACCGGCAGCACCGAAGACUUAAACUCAAAAGAGAACGUUGACCAAGGAGAUGACAAAAGCAAUGAUUUAGUAAUGAGCUGUCCAUACUUCCGUAACGAAAUGGGAGGUGAAGGGGAAAAGAAAGUCAGCUUGUCCAAAUCCAACUCUGGUUCUUUCUCCGGCUGUGAAAAUUCUUCUUUUGAGUCCACAAUGAGUUCACACUGUGCAAACGCAGGACUGGCUGUCCUUGAGGUCCCCAAGGAAAAUUUGAUUUUGCAUAUUGACAGAGCUAAAAGAUAUAUUGUUGAGCAUAUAGACCUUGGUGCAUACUAUUAUCGGAAAUAUUUCUAUCAAAAAGAGCACUGGAAUUACUUUGGAUCUGAGGAGAGUCUCGGUCCAGUGGCUGUGAGUAUCCGAAGAGAAAAAUUGGAAGAUGCGAAAGAAAAUGGACCCCAGUACAAUUAUCGGAUCAUCUUUCGAACCAGUGAGCUCAUGACGUUACGCGGAUCAGUGCUUGAAGAUGCAAUUCCGUCAACUGCGAAACACGGCACAGCGAGGGGACUGCCUCUAAAAGAGGUGCUCGAGCAUAUCAUUCCUGAGCUGAACGUGCAAGGUCUCCGACUGGCCUUCAACACUCCGAAAGUUACAGAGCAGCUCAUGAAACUGGAUGAACAAGGGCUAAGUUACCAGUUGAAAGUUGGCAUCAUGUACUGCAAAGCGGGUCAGAGCACAGAAGAAGAAAUGUACAAUAAUGAGUCGGCUGGGCCAGCCUUCGAAGAAUUCCUUCAGCUCUUGGGAGAAAGAGUGCGACUUAAAGGAUUUGAGAAGUAUAGAGCUCAGCUCGAUACUAAAACCGAUUCCACAGGUACCCACUCUCUUUACACAACCUAUAAGGAUUAUGAGAUAAUGUUUCACGUCUCUACCAUGUUGCCAUACACGCCAAACAACAAGCAGCAGCUGCUGAGGAAGCGGCACAUCGGAAACGACAUUGUGACAAUAGUGUUUCAGGAGCCUGGAGCCCAGCCGUUCAGUCCCAAGAACAUCCGCUCUCAUUUCCAGCAUGUCUUUGUGGUCGUAAGAGCUCACAAUCCGUGCACGGACUCGGUCUGUUACAGUGUUGCUGUCACACGAUCAAGAGAUGUUCCUGCUUUUGGUCCGCCAAUUCCAAAAAGUUUCACCUUCCCUAAAUCCACAGUGUUCAGGGACUUCCUCUUAGCUAAAGUAAUUAAUGCAGAGAAUGCCGCUCACAAGUCUGAGAAGUUUCGAGCUAUGGCUACUAGAACCCACCAAGAGUACCUGAAAGACUUGGCAGAAAAAAAUGUCACAAACACCUCCAUUGAUUCAUCUGGAAAGUUUCCAUUCAUCUCACUGGCCUCAAAGAAGAAAGAAAAGCUAAAGCCAUAUCCAUGGGCUGAACUGUACAGCACGGGGGCAAUCGUCUGGGCUGUCCAAGUUGAAGACUUUAGCAAUGCUUUGGAGAUUGAUUGUCUCCUGUGCAUCUCAAAUGAAGUACUGGCUCUACUUGACCAGGAAACAAAAAACGUGAUAUUAAACUGCUCAAGUCGAGAUGUUAUAGGAUGGACAUCUAACAAUACCACUGUUAAAAUUUUCUACGAGCGAGGAGAAUGUGUGUUUAUCAGAAGCUACAACAAUGAUGAGAUAAAGGAAAUUGUCAAGAGGCUGGAAAUUGUCACGAAAGGAUGCGAGUCAGUGGAAAUGACACUGAGAAGAAAUGGUUUGGGGCAGCUCGGCUUUCAUGUCAAUUACGAAGGGAUAGUUGCUGAAGUAGAGCCCUAUGGCUAUGCUUGGCAGGCUGGCUUAAGACAAGGAAGCCGUCUGGUUGAAAUCUGUAAAGUUGCCGUAGCCACAUUAAGUCAUGAGCAGAUGAUUGACCUUCUGAGAACAUCAGUGACUGUGAAAGUGGUCAUUAUCCCUCCACACGAUGAUGGCAUUCCACGCAGAAGUUGCUCGGAAACCUACCGCUUGCCGACUGUAGAGUAUAAAGUGACGGAGGGCAUCCCAUACGAGCUGAAGUUUCCUUUCCGAAACAACAACAAAUGGCAAAGAAACGCAGCCAAAGGAGAGGUCGCCCAACUGCGGCAAAUUCCUUCUCAGCUUCAGAGUCCAGUCUCGUCCAGAGUAUCUUCUGUUAAAGGAGAUGGGAAGAUGCAGACACCAGAACGCUCCGCCAACAUUCCACGGAGCAUUUCCAGUGACGGUCGUCCGCUGGAAAACAAGAGGCUGUCUCCGGCGUCAGAGAUAUAUGUCUCUGUUUCAUCUGUCGCUAUCGGACGAUCCCAGCAGUGCCGUAGUUCUCCCAGCAAUCUUUCUACCUCCAGUGAUACCGGCUCCAGUGGAGGCUCCACUCACAGGCAGAAAUCCAUGCCCGAAGGAUUUGGAGUUGGACGAAGGUCACCAGCCUCUAUUGACAGGCAGAAUACGCAGGGAGAACUGGUGGCCAGUGGAAAGUCUACACCCAACUGGCAGAGGAAUGACGACAAUGCCAACGAUCAGAUAGAGCCAACAUGUCACAUGCCUGCUGUGUCUAAGGUACAUCCGUCAUACAGAGACAGCCCUACCGGAAGACUUAUACGACAGGAUCCAGUGCUUCAUCUAUCUCCCCACAAACAGGGACAGACUGACAGCCAUUACUCCAGCCAUUCAAGCACCAAUACACUUUCCAGCAAUGCUUCCAGCGCUCACAGUGAAGAGAAGUGGUAUGACAGUGGGGAACGGCUGGAGUCGGAUCUGAACAGCUACACGUAUAUUCAAGGAACAUCCGCCGACAGCGGGAUUGACACUACUUCAUACAGCCAUGCCAAUUCUGCCGUCCCUGGGGCAUCAGCCACUUCUCCGCGCUCUGGCCCUCCCAAAGAGAAAGUGGCGCCUCUGUGGCACAGCGUCAGUGAUGUGGGGUUAAUCUCUGAUAGGACUUGUGACAGAGACACUCACGCAAUGGAUGGGAAAAGGGAAUCUCCCGUCACUAUGGAGAAUCACACUAAAGUCCCCACAGGCUCCAAGCCAUUAACAAGAGAAAACAGCGCCUACAGCCUGAGCGAUGUGGCGUCACAUACCAGCACCAUGAGCUCUCGGCACUCAGGAAGUCCUGUUGUUUUCACUAGUGCCAGAAGUUCACCCAAAGAAGAGUCUCAUUCUGCCACUUCCCCACAGCUCGCACCUUCUUUCUCCUCCUCCUCCUCCUCCUCCUCCCCUUCUGGUCCUAGGACUUUCUACCCUCGCCAGGGUGCUACCAGCAAGUACCUGAUUGGAUGGAAAAAACCUGAAGGGACUAUAAACUCUGUGGGCUUUAUGGAUUCAAGAAAAAGACACCAGAUUGAUUGUGCGGAGAUGCCACCCGCGAGGCUACGUGCAUCGAUAAGGGAUCUGCAGGCUUCUCCAAAGAGGGUUUCCACUGUUCAAGAGGAUCUUAAGAAGUUUAUUGAUAUGGAAGAAUCAUCUACCCGAUCAGAGAAACCUUUAAAGUCAUCUUUCUCUACAACGUCAAGCAAAAGAUCCUUGCACAGGACACUUUCUGAUGAGAGCAUCUACAGCAGUCAGCGCGAGAUGGUGUUCAUCAAUGCUCGAGCUUCACUCCUGGACCAAGCUCUUCCCAACGAUGUCCUCUUCAGCAGCACAUACCCCUCUCUGAAUAAGUCACUGCAAAUGCGCAGACCAUCAUACACUAUGGGUAUGAAGUCCAUACAUGGAGAGUUUUCUGCCUCAGACACCUCCCUCACAGACAUUCAUGAUCAGAGAAGACAGGCCAUGCCUGACCCAGGACUUAUGCCCCUUCCAGAUGCUGCUUCUGAUAUAGAGUGGUCAAAUUUAGUAGAUGCUGCCAAGGCCUUUGAGGAUCAGAGGGCUUCCUUCUUUUCCUCCCCAGAUGAGGAGCAUAGACCUGGGAGCUCAGCCUCAAUGGGUGAGCAGUUGGAGGGCCAGGCUUCCUCUCAGGCCAGCACUUAUUUUGGGAAAGACUCUCCCACCUCACUGGCUUUGAAGGUUGAACAGCUGGAAAGCAUGCUGAAGAUGCUGCAGUAUGACUUGAAAAAGGAAAAGGAAGAUAAAGCAAAUCUUCAAGCUGAAGUGCAGCUCUUACGAGAGGACAACCUACGCUUGCAGGAAGAAUCACAGAAUGCAACUGCAAAGUUGAAGAAGUUCACAGAAUGGGUGUUCAACACUAUAGACAUGAGCUAAUAACGGACGAUACAGACUUGUACAGAGCCGAACACUCCUUGUGUCCAGUCGAGUGUGUCCCGUAGACCUUUAGCUUUAACUGCACCUGGAUCCAAGUGUACAUAGAAAGAAGCCGCAGCGUUUCACAUCUCUCUACUUUUAGACCUGCCUGCAUGUGUCCAGCAAAGUGUCACUUCUACACACUGCCUAUGUUCUGAGAGUUACACAGAAUAUGAAAUCUAUUAGCUGAAAUGUGAAUAUUUGAGAAGUAAAUCUUGUACAGUUUUGAACGCAAAAACAAAUGCCAAACCUGGUCGCUUUUUGGGCAAUAAUCCCCGAGCAAAAAAAAAUAAAAUGACUAUUCCUUUGGCUCUGAAUGGGUUGUAUCACUUGAAAUAAAUUUUCUUGUGCAAAUCCGCAUAAGAAAGCAAAUUAAGCCAUCUAAUAAGAAGAAGAAACAUCGCCGCUGACGCGCUGUGUAUGUUUUCCAUUGAGCAAUGGAAUUUUGGUUGUGUUUUUAUUGUAGUACGGUGUUUACCACAGUCUUUUCAUUUUCCUUUUUUACCCCACUAGUGUAGAUAGUUACUUGUACCUCAACUUUCAAUUUGUAAAAUAGCAAUAACCUCCAAUCCACUGAUAAAUUAUAGGUACAGGGAGAUUACGCAUUCGUUUUUUUGGCUGUCGCAUAAACAUGGAAAAGACCUUCUGCCAUCAUGCAUUCAAUAGAAUUCUAUUUUGCAUUUCUUAACUAUAGUAGCCUGUACUAAUAAUCUGUUAAACUGUACAGGACCAUGGAUUGUCUGUCCCUGGUGGACCUUUUUCGUAUUGAGCCCUGCGUCGUAUUCAGAAACUUCAUUAUUUUUUAUUUUUUUUGUUAAUUGAACACUAACGUUUGCUUCUUUUAUCGUUUUCUAGAAGCACAUAUCACAGCGAACAAUUUCAAAUUCAAUAUUCUUCGUAGUGACCUUGUCUGAACAGUCCCCUCUGCCUGUAAAAUUGCUGUACAAAUAUUGUACAGUCAUAAUUUGGGCUAUUUAUUUCAGCAAUAUAGAGGAUAAAGCUACAGCGUUCAGUCACCUGCACUUUUAUGUUCCACUAUACAUGGAAAUCUACAUGGCAUCAAAAUGGACAGUUGAAAAUUUACCUAUAACAUGAAUUUUUAAACCAAACCCUAUAUUUGCUACCAGAUUCUAUCUAGGCAGAGAGAUUUAUAUUUUGUAAGAAAAUGUAAUUUGUUCUCUGAAAAUAUUGUUUGCAAUGCUUUUUAUUAGUAAUGUUUGUGACACUUUUGUUUUUUUGCAAUGUUUAAAAAAAAAAAAAGUGCUUUUUGCUUUUUUUUUUUUGGUCUUGUUUUUAAUUGCUUAAAACGAUGUGUACAGAAAUACUUUAUUCACUCACAUGGCAAAAAGCUUACAGUUCAGUUAUUCACCCUGCCAGAGUCGUUUGGUAAGUUGUUAUCAUGGAGAUCAAAAAGUGUUUGAGUGUCUUUUUUUUAAUGACUGUAUGAAGGAGAUUUAUAUAAUAAUGCCUGGUAUCACUUGUACAUUGAAUUAUAAUUUUUUUUUUUUCCCCGCAAGCCUCUCUCAACCGUUCUGAAAUCUUUGAUUUCUCCUCUUCAAAAAGGGAGGUGCUUGAGGAAGGCUAUUUAUUAGAAAUUUGCAACAAAGUUAUUGUAUCUGAGGUUGCAGAGAAACUUGUAAAAUCCUGAAAAUAAACUGGUUUUAAAAGUUU
Molecule: messenger RNA, 7755 nt
Organism: Bufo gargarizans (Asiatic toad)
Lineage: Eukaryota; Metazoa; Chordata; Amphibia; Anura; Bufonidae
Gene: SIPA1L1
Product: signal induced proliferation associated 1 like 1
Exons: 23
Coding region: 721-6045 (1774 amino acids)
Biological process (GO): regulation of small GTPase mediated signal transduction; activation of GTPase activity
Cellular component (GO): cytoplasm
Molecular function (GO): GTPase activator activity; protein binding
Source: RefSeq, a predicted model, not a curated record